This is a messenger RNA of Diceros bicornis minor, 1149 nucleotides long. RefSeq names its product cytochrome c oxidase subunit 7A-related protein, mitochondrial (gene COX7A2L). NCBI's taxonomy places the organism in Eukaryota, Metazoa, Chordata, Mammalia, Perissodactyla, Rhinocerotidae. The record is from RefSeq and is a predicted model, not a curated record. The coding region runs from base 55 to 399 and encodes 114 amino acids. Gene Ontology annotation, biological process: mitochondrial respirasome assembly; regulation of oxidative phosphorylation; mitochondrial electron transport, cytochrome c to oxygen. The transcript is spliced from 3 exons.
UUCUUUUGAGCGGUCGCGCAGGCAGCGGCUGCGGGAAGCCGGAGAGCGGGCAUCAUGUACUACAAGUUCAGUGGUUUCACGCAGAAGUUGGCGGGAGCAUGGGCUUCCGAGGCCUACAGCCCGCAGGGAUUAAAGCCUGUAGUUUCCACAGAAGCACCGCCUAUCAUAUUUGCCACACCAACUAAACUGACUUCUGAUUCUGCUCCGUAUGAUUAUGCUGGGAGAAACAAAGUUCCAGAGCUGCAGAGGCUGUUCCAGAAAUCCGAUGGUGUACCCGUACACCUGAAACGGGGCCUGCCUGACCAAAUGCUGUACCGGACCACCAUGGCGCUGACAGUGGGAGGGACCAUCUACUGCCUGAUCGCGCUCUACAUGGCAUCACAGCCCAGAAACAAAUGAGUUAGGCUGCAGAGGACUGGUUUGCUUUUUGGCAUAAACCCUUGGAAUUUUCAUUUUUCAUUGUAAAGUUUUCCUUUUUUACUUGAAUGGUCUACUUAACAUUUUGCAAGAAAAAUAGGAAGAUAUUAAGACAGUAUUUUGGUUUGUUUAUGAAAUGCACAUGGCCUGUCAGAGCUCAUUCGACAGUUAAAACUGUUUAAAGAAAUGCUUCUGCUCUCUGAGCUUGGCUCCUGAUUUCCCUGGAGGUUCUGGACGAAGGUUGCACACAGGCUCAUUAAGAGCAGUCUGUGCUUAGGUCCUUGGGGACUUAUGGUGGUGUUUUUGAGCAGGGGUGCUGAAGCCUUUCUGGAUUUGGAUGUGACUGAGGAAGGAAGACCAAAGCCAAGGCCAGGCACAUGAAAUGAGGGGUUUGAGUUAGUAGUCACCUUGGGGAUUUUUCCAUCUUGCAGUAAAAUGUUAAUAGAAAUUAUCUGCAGCCUGCCUGUAUUCAUUGGGUAGUUUGUUUCAAAGGGUUAUUUGCCUCAUCUCAGAUCUUUAAUGAAAUUUUGUGUGUAAUUGUUAUGUAUUUAUUCCACCAUGGGAACAGAGAACACCUGUUUAGUGUUGCACUUUAGACCAAUAUCUGUUUUAUUAAUGCAGCUGUGACACAAAUUCUCCUUUACCUUUUAAAAAUGUUAUGGCUUUAAAUUAUGAUUUAUUUUGAUUAUGGAAUAAAUACAUGGAUUAAAAAACUCAAGUUUGAAGUCUUUU